UUUGAUGAAUAUUAGUUUUUGAUCAACUAUUGUUCUUCCUAUUGUUACCAUUUAGAUGUAUAAUUCAAAAUCACUCUGGGCGUAUAUUUGUGCUCUACAAUCUGAGAUCAGAUAGAGCGCUCUAUCCCAUAUAGAUUUCCAAUAUUUUACCUGCAAUGUUUUCAGAUCAUAUGCCUAUUGUUUUGAAGGUGUUUAGUGAUAAGUUGAAAUUGACAUGGGGAAAACUAGAUGACAGUGGUUAUGCUGAAAGGCUUGCUGGGGAGAGUCGUAAAAUAGAUUUUCUACCAGGAAACAUAGAUGCAGCAAAUAAUUUAUUGACAAAAUUGAUAGCUGAUUCAGCUAGCGGCUCAAUAUCGCAGAGAGGAAAUAAGAUUGAUGUCAGGAAAAAUGUCUGGUUUGAUAGAGAAUGUGUAAGAUACAGAGAUCGCGUGUUUGAAUAUAAGUGGUUAUGUAAGAGAAAGAAAGAAGCUUAUUGGGCCGAAAUUAAGGAAAAACUAAAAACUGUAAGGGAUUCUAAGAAAUUUUGGGAGCUGGCUCGGUUUUUCAGGGAGGGAAAACUUACGCGAAGUGGAAAUAUUAGUCCAGAACAAUGGAUACAGCACUUUAGACAGUUGUAUACACCUGUUAGAAGUAGUGGACAGAUAUCGUGGGUUGAGCCUCUUGUUAUCGACGAUUUAUUAGACAAGCCAAUCGAGAUAACAGAAAUAGAUUUAGCUUUGAAAAAAGCUCGAAACAAUAAAGCACCAGGUGUUGAUAGAAUAACGGCUGAGUUUUUUAAAAAAGCGCCAAUAGAAUUCCGACAGCUAUUGUGCAUGUUUUUUAACCGUAUAUUUCGUUUUCUUGAUGUACCAAUGUCAUUCACAAAGUCUAUAAUAUUUCCAUUGUAUAAGAAAAAUGAUCCCAAUAAUCCUGAGAACUACAGAGCGAUUUCAUUUACUAAUGCAAUUUACAAAAUAUUUUUAAGUGUCUUGUUGACAAGAUUGGAGAAGUGGAUUUAUGGUCGAGAAGUCAUAAGUGAGAAUCAAGCAGGUUUUCGGAAAGGAUACUCCGCAAUUGAUAACAUUUAUAUUCUUUUCAACGUAAUUAAACAUUCUCUAUCCAUGCGUAAAAGAUUAUACUGUUUCUUCGUCGAUUAUAAAGCUGCGUUCGAUUCAGUAGAGACAAGCACUCUUUUAUAGACUGGCUGAGAUAGGAGUUUCAAAUAAAUUUGUUAAUUUGAUAAGAGCACUAUGUGGGCCGAAUGCAAAAUCAUCAAUAUGGUGCAAGGAGGGGCGUCAAACUGAAGACAUAAGUAUUGAAAGCGGAUUAAGGCAGGGCUGUCUGAUGUCUCCACUUUUGUUCUCCGCAUUUAUUUAUGAUAUUUGCGAUAUUUUGGGAGGGGGAAUCAAGGUAGGAGAUAUGAAAUUGAACGCUCUUCUUUAUGCAGAUGAUCUUGUAAUCAUUUCCGAUAAUGUUACUGAAAUGCAGAGAAUGAUCGAUAGACUACAUACUUAUUGUAAUCGUUGGAAUCUUGUUAUUAAUAUGGAGAAAUCAAAGAUGAUGGUUUUUAGAAAUGGAGGAAAGCUAUGUAAAAGAGAGAAGUGGAAGUAUGGGGGUGAACCUGUAGAAAUUGUGAAGGAGUAUAAGUAUUUAGGUUUAGUUUUUACAUCAACUCUGUCAUUAACGGCUUAUUUCAGGCAAAAAUUAAGUACAGCAAAAUUUGGAAUUCAGAGUUUGUGGAAUAAACUGAUAGCAAAUGACGAUGUGACUGUCUCAACAAAAUGGCAAGUUUUCAAUGCAGUUAGUGGAUCAACGGUUACCUAUGCAGCACAGGUGUGGGGUUAUCAGGAAAGAACUAUCUAGAAAUAUUCCACAAAUUUUUUAUUAAGCGUCUUUACUGGUUACCUAGAAAUACUUCUAAUUAUAUAUUGUAUUUGGAGACUGAUGUAAAAGAAAUGUGUCUCCAAACUUUAAGAAUGAACAGAGAUUAUGUUUUGAAAACAAUAGCGUUAUCAGAUAACAGGUUUCCCAAAAAAAUUACCAUUACGAUGUCUCGUGCCAUAAGUUUGGAUGGUGUGAGUGGGGGGGGGGGGAGUUGGGGAGAAGGCUGAUCGGUUAGAAUGAUAUUAAUUGGGUGACAGACCCAGUGACGAACUGUCUGAUCAAUGCAAAUUGAAAAGCUCGGAUGUAAUUAAUAAGAUUGAAGAAAUGUGGACAAGAGAUUUAUGGAAUAGAGCUGAAAAUGCACAUUAUCACUCAAUCUACGCUCAGCUCACACUGGAAAAUAAUCAAAUGAAUAAAAGUUACAUGGAUGAUAAGAAUAAGAGACGGUUCAUUAGUAAUAUAUUCAAAGCAAGAGGCUCCUUAUUGCCAUUAAAUUUCAGACCGGGUAGAGAGGGGGCUAAUAUAACGUUCUUUGUGCAAUAGUGGGGAAAGGGGAGAUAUUUAUCAUUUUAUAAGCCGCUGUAAGGUAUUGGGAGAGCAAAGGAAAAAUUGGUUACAGCACCAAGUACUAGGAGACAAAGUAGUGCGGAGAUAUCUUAACGGGGAUGACUGGGUGCGGUUGGAGGGGUAUUUAAGAUCAGCGGGAACAUAUAGAAAUUUCCUUAUUAAUGAAUUCAAUUUUUGAACUGUAAAAUAGUUAGUAUUCUUUACCUAGGCUUCUCUGUAAUAUAUUGUUUUUGCUAUUGUUGUUUACCUGAAUCUUAUCUUGUUUAGUAAAUGAGAAUAAACUUUGUUUUUCAAUUAUAGUUCAAUAAUAGUUCAUCUAUGUUGAGGAAGGCUUAUAACUAUUCUUGUAUAGAGUACCGGAAUCAAUGACUAAAAUUUAUCAAACUUUUUAUCUUGAUUAGUUAAGGAAAACUAUUAUCUUUAUCCACCAACUCUGGCUGACGGCUUCGGCCAUGCCUAAUGAAUUUUUGUCAACCAUAGAAUGAAUAAUACUGCAUGUUACUUCAUUGGAUAAAAUGUAAAGUGUUUAUUAUUCGAUGUAAUUGUGUAUUUAGAACAAUAAAAUUCUUUUCUAUUCUA
Nilaparvata lugens (brown planthopper) is the source of this 3009-nucleotide messenger RNA. RefSeq lists its product as uncharacterized. Lineage: Eukaryota; Metazoa; Arthropoda; Insecta; Hemiptera; Delphacidae. The record is from RefSeq and is a predicted model, not a curated record. The transcript has 2 exons. The coding region runs from base 156 to 1178 and encodes 340 amino acids.